CCCCCUUCUUUAUCUCCCCUCUCUCUCUUUCCCAAAACUCUAUUUAGAAUUUUAGAUAUAGUCAAGUCGUAUAAAGAUUCAUUCAAGAAAACAUAAUGGAAACAGGCGACACUUCCGCCGCCACCACCACCACGCCGGAACAACCACCAUCGCAGACCACCACCCACCACCUGUCGGCCCCACAAGGUUUGACUUUAGAAGAAUUCAACAAAUUACAACCAAUCAUAUCCGAGUUCCACACAUACACUCUCACACCAUCUCAGUGUUCUUCCUUACUCGCACAACACAUCCACGCGCCAGUCCAAACCGUUUGGUCAAUUGUUCGUAGGUUCGACAAGCCACAAACAUACAAACACUUCAUUAAAAGCUGCCACGUGGACGAAAACUUCACAAUGACUGUGGGGGCCACACGUGACGUCAAUGUUAUAUCCGGCUUGCCUGCAGCCACCAGUACGGAAAGGCUGGAUAUACUCGAUGAUGAAAAACAUGUGUUGGGAUUUACUAUUAUCGGUGGUGAACAUAGGCUGAGAAAUUACCGCGCUGUAACUACUGUUCAUGAUGUCGUGGGUGAUGACGUGUCGUCUGUUGUUUUGGAAUCCUAUGUUGUUGAUGUUCCUCCUGGUAACACUGAAGAAGAUACGAGGUUGUUUGCUGAUACUGUUGUUAGGUUGAAUUUGCAAAAAUUGGCGUCGGUUACUGAAGCCAUGGCCCGCGAUACUCGCACUUGAGCUCCACCCGAUCCGACCCGGAUAAUAAAAGUAAAAAAGAUUUUACCUUCACUUACACUUUGUUCCUUUUUUUUUUCUUUCUCUUUCUUGAAUUGAAAGAUUUGUGCUUUUUUUCUGUUUGUAUGGAAUUUCUUACAAAAUGAAAGGAAAAAAAAAUACACCCUUUGUUUGUAAUGAUGGUUGUUUCUGUCAAAUUGUA
Molecule: messenger RNA, 927 nt
Organism: Erigeron canadensis
Lineage: Eukaryota; Viridiplantae; Streptophyta; Magnoliopsida; Asterales; Asteraceae
Product: abscisic acid receptor PYR1-like
Exons: 1
Coding region: 96-728 (210 amino acids)
Biological process (GO): abscisic acid-activated signaling pathway
Cellular component (GO): nucleus; cytoplasm
Molecular function (GO): abscisic acid binding; signaling receptor activity; protein phosphatase inhibitor activity
Source: RefSeq, a predicted model, not a curated record